Molecule: messenger RNA, 1841 nt
Organism: Gossypium raimondii (Peruvian cotton)
Lineage: Eukaryota; Viridiplantae; Streptophyta; Magnoliopsida; Malvales; Malvaceae
Product: 6,7,8-trihydroxycoumarin synthase
Exons: 2
Coding region: 46-1557 (503 amino acids)
Molecular function (GO): oxidoreductase activity, acting on paired donors, with incorporation or reduction of molecular oxygen; iron ion binding; monooxygenase activity
Source: RefSeq, a predicted model, not a curated record
UUGUAAAUCUUUCCCUAAAGUUUCAAACAGAUUGAGUGGAACAGAAUGGCAAUUGCACUAUUUAUGAUAUUUCUUCUAGCUCUCCCCUUCUUCCUCUUCAUAAUCCUGCUAAAACAUAGCAUUAACAACAAUGGCAAUUUUAAUCAUCUUCCCCCAGGCCCUCCAGGUCUUCCCUUCAUUGGUCACUUACAUAUGCUGAUGCUUGAUAACUCACUCCUCCCUCAUAUUUUCCUUUGGAAACUCUCUCAAAACUAUGGUCCUCUUAUGUCCUUGCGAUUUGGAUUUAAGCCAACCCUUGUUGUUUCUUCAGCAAAAAUGGCUGAAGCGGUUUUGAAACCCCAUGACCUCGACUUUUGCAGCAGGCCUAGACUACGUGGUGCUACGAGAUUAUCUUACAACGCCUUGGAUUUGGCUUUUUCACCAUACACGGACUAUUUGAAGGAGAUGAGGAAACUUUGUGUUGUACAUCUCUUUAGCAGGGUGCAAAAGUAUCGUCCCAUCCGAGAAGACGAAGUAGGUCGCCUGGUCGAAAAAAUAUUUCAAUUAUCGGUUGAUUCUCAGCCUGUCAACUUGAGUGAGGCAAUGAUGUGCCUUUCACGUUCAAUAAUUUGCAGAAUAGGAUUCGGAAAGAGAUACGAUGAUGGAGCUGAAAGAAGCAGGGUCAAUGAGGUGCACAAAGAAAGUGAAGCCAUGUUGUCAUCCUUUAGUUUCUCUGAUUAUUUUCCUUUCAUGGGUUGGGUAGAUAGAUUCACUGGGUUUCUCACUCGUCUUGAAAAGGCUUUCAAAGAACUUGAUACCUUCUACCAACAACUCAUUGAUGAACAUCUCGAUCCGAAUAGGCUAGUACCACAGGAAGAAGACCUACUUGACGUGUUACUACGAAUAAGGAUGGAUCGUAAUUUUCCAUUUGAUCUUACCAUAGAUCAUAUAAAAGCUAUUCUUAUGAACGUGUUUAUUGCUGGAACUAACACAACCGCAGCCACUGUGAUUUGGGUCAUGAGUGCCCUGAUGAAAAACCCAAAAUGUUUGAAGAAAGCUCAAGCGGAAGUAAGGGAUUUGGUUGGAAAAAAGGGAUUUAUAAAUGAAGAUGACGUUCAGGCUUUAACUUACCUAAAAGCUGUUGUAAAAGAAACAUUUAGACUGCAUCCAACAGCUCCAAUGUUAUUGCCACGAGAAACACUCAGAAACUGCAACAUAGGUGGGUAUCAAAUACCUGCUAAAACCUUAGUGUAUGUGAAUGCAUGGGCAAUAGGAAGAGAUCCCAAAGUUUGGAAAAACCCAGAAGAGUUUUGCCCUGAAAGGUUCCUUGGCAACUCCAUUGACUACAAAGGACUGAACUUUGAGUUCUUACCGUUUGGUGCGGGUAGAAGGGUUUGCCCAGGAAUGCGUAUAGGAGUUGCAGAAGUAGAGCUUGCCCUUGCUAAUCUUCUUUACAAGUUUGAUUGGGAAAUGCCAACUGGGAUGAAUAAAGAAGAUUUGGACUUUGAUGCCGUACCUGGUCUUGCUGUGCUAAAAAAAAAUGAUCUUAUCCUUAUGGCUAGGAAGAUUUAUGAUUAAUCGAUGUAUCUUUAUAGUGACUUAUUUGCUGCUUAAUUGCUCUACCUCGCACCUUGUACUGUUUCAACCAUAUCUUAAAACGCUUAUCAAAGGUCUUAGUAACACCAUGCAAGUUUAAUGAACCCGCUAUGUUUGAAUUCAGAUUUCAGUUAGUGGAGUCACUUGUAAAUGAGGGUACACAAUUGCAUUCCCUCUCUUUGUCAAGCUUCCAUCUCAUUUGAAUACAUGAAGAAUGGAAGGAAAGUGUGAAAAUUAGAAAAAAAAUUGAUGAAGUUUGGUAAGUA